Molecule: messenger RNA, 1094 nt
Organism: Cladocopium goreaui
Lineage: Eukaryota; Dinophyceae; Suessiales; Symbiodiniaceae
Source: the annotation of a GenBank genome assembly
GAGAUGCGCUUGGACAUGUUGGAAGAACAUGAGGAGCAGAUGAAAAAAGUGCGUGAAGAGAAGGAGGCAGUGGCAGAAUGCGAUGAUUACUCCAACAAGCUGGAGCUGGGCGGGAAAGGAAUAUCUGGCCAGAACUUGCUAGACCCCAUUAGAAACCAAAAGCCAAGCUUUACUUCUGGAAAGCGCGUGCGGGAAAAAGACAAGCUUCGAGCUCUAGACAGUGAGAUCGCGCGAAGCGAGCAUCAAAAGGAGAAGGAGGAAUCGGACGAGACCUACGAAACGAUGGAGAAGGACCUGGUGAAUGAGAACCAGAAGCUCAAGCGCCAAGUGGGGCAAUUGGAGGAAAUGACAAGGCUGCUUGGAGAAAGCAACAAAGAGGUGAGGAGGGCAGAGGCCUGGUAUUGGCUCCUCUGCAUGGACGAGGAACCCUGCGGCUAUUGCGCCUGCAUACCGCAGCGCUGUUUCCUUGGGGAGUGGAGCCAGGAGUCACGGCAAUUUGGUCUGCAGCUGCUGCAUGCGUUUCGAAAUAAUUUGGGGCGUGCUCUUGGGGGAUGUGAGGGAUCUGGGAGUCGAUCAAAGACAUCAGAGACCCAUGAAUCCCAUGAGAUGCCGAUGGCCAAACUGGAUUUCGAUCAGCUGGCUUUUCAAUAUGUAGAAGAUGGAUUUCCUGCCGUGUCGAGCGAGGCUGUGCUCUCCAUUCCGGCGCUGGAUGCAUCCACGUACCAGGACGGCACCCCGAUCGUCGAGAACGAGGUCCAGGGAUUCCAUGGGACGCGCAGUAGCAUCCUGCCUACGAUAUUGAUGCAGGGACUGCGGUCCUCCAAACGAAGUCACGGGGAAAAUGGUGAAGCCACUGAGCAUUGGAGACAGACAGAAUCGCAUUUCGAGGAGUUCGUGCAGCAGUGGGAUCCCUCCACACCUGAGUUUGUGGAGAUGGAAGUUCGUCCAUUUAGAUGGGUUGUGAUCUGCAAGCCCUUGCUGCAAGCACUUAGCCAAAGGUUUGCGAGCUCACCUGAUGGUAGCAAGAUCUCGCUGAGUGCUGGCUUCACUUUCCGGUGGUGCCACAUGGCCUUUAGUCGCUCAGCUGUGCGGUG